This is a messenger RNA of Penicillium chermesinum, 432 nucleotides long. RefSeq lists its product as uncharacterized. The record is from RefSeq and is a predicted model, not a curated record. Lineage: Eukaryota; Fungi; Ascomycota; Eurotiomycetes; Eurotiales; Aspergillaceae. The transcript has a single exon. The coding region runs from base 1 to 432 and encodes 143 amino acids.
AUGCAAAGCCAUGAGUCAGAAAAGCCAUCAGAACAGCCCGCCCCAUCUUCUUGGUUUCUGCGGCGAGGGAAGAAGGUCUUCCAGAUCUCUGAUUUGACUACGGAGAGUACUCCGGGUCAUGAGGUCACUGACCCUGAAGACACAAGCCUUCUGCGAUCAAGCGGCAUCUUUCCUUCACGAUCACCGCUCCUCCCAUGGCAUGCAUCGUGCAUGUCAAAACGCAGCGGGGCCACACCCCCCGAUGCGCCAACGACACCCGCAGGACGAGCCCCCUCGCAUACCGGUAUCCGUAAUUUUCAAGUCACCGUUUUACCGCGAUGCGCGGCGAGCCCCUCUGAUUGGAGGGAGCCCGCCUCCGAUCUUCACACCGCGUACUGCAGCCCGCCCCGUCGCCCAGCAGGGUUUCACCGUCGAAGGCAGCCCGUUAUGUAG